AUGCAUAAAAAAUCACCUGAUCACAGUAAUGCAAUGACUAAAGCUGACAAAUUCAUGAAAAUAUGUCAAAAUCAAGAAAAAAGUGUUGUUGAGUUUGGCUCGAACGCUUACAGAAACAAAGUCGAGAAAAAUAAGAAAGCCUUGACAUCUAUUGUUAAAACAAUAGUUUUGCUGGGAAAACAAAACAUAGCCUUUCGUGGCAAAACAGAAGAAAAAAGUAACUUCAGAGCUUUGAUAAAUUAUCGCGCUGAAGUAGACAGUGAUUUGCACGACCAUCUAGCAAAUUCUCUCAAACAUGCACAGUAUCUAAGCCCCUCUAUUCAAAACGAAUUCAUACAUAUAUGCGGCAAUCAGAUUUCGGACUCUAUCGUGCACCGUUCCCAAGAUGCGAGGUACUUUUCUAUUCUUGCAGAUGAAUUUGCUGAUGUCAGCAAUACAGAACAGUUUGCUUUUUGUCUGCGUUAUAUUGAACGUCAGAGUUGCGGGAAGCAUGUGCUCCACGAGGAUUUUCUUUCAUUUGUUCAGACAACAGAAACAACAGGUGAAACACUACACCAGUUGCUACUAGAUGAAAUACACAAACACAACCUGAACCCAAACUUUAUCGUUGGACAAGGUUACGACGGUACUGGGAACAUGUCCGGUUGUCACCGUGGAGUGCAGGCAAGAUUUUCUGCAGAAUUUCCAAACGCAAAGUAUAUUCACUGUCGCAACCACCGUCUAAAUUUAGCAAUAUGUCAUUCUUGCAGGGUAGCGUUUGUGCAGCCGAUGUUUACCGUUGUUGGGGAUGUAUUGUUUUUUAUCACAAGUUCUCCGAAACGUCUCGGAGUUUAUAGCUCUCAUAACGAUGACGGAGAAGCCUUAAAGAAGUUCUGCCCAACACGGUGGUCUCAGCACUCGGAAAGCAUCACUGCUUUCUAUACCCACUUCAAGUCAAUUCUAGAAACACUUACUGACCUUCAAGUUGGCACGGACACCAAAACUGUCCACAGCGUCAAGCCUUCAAAAGGCUGUCCUGUCUUUUGA
This is a messenger RNA of Mercenaria mercenaria, 1026 nucleotides long. Its product is annotated as zinc finger MYM-type protein 1-like. The transcript has a single exon. Bases 1 to 1026 code for a protein of 341 amino acids. The record is from RefSeq and is a predicted model, not a curated record. NCBI's taxonomy places the organism in Eukaryota, Metazoa, Mollusca, Bivalvia, Venerida, Veneridae.